Molecule: messenger RNA, 1152 nt
Organism: Dictyostelium purpureum
Lineage: Eukaryota; Evosea; Eumycetozoa; Dictyosteliales; Dictyosteliaceae
Product: alpha-centractin
Exons: 4
Coding region: 1-1152 (383 amino acids)
Source: RefSeq, a predicted model, not a curated record
AUGAGUUCAGUAGAAUUUUCAAAUCAACCAGUUGUCAUAGAUAAUGGUUCAGGUGUUAUUAAAGCAGGUUUUGCAGGUCAAGACCCACCAUCACAUAUUUUUCAAUCAUUGGUUGGUAAUCCAAAAUAUAAAAAGGUUAUGGGUUUAAAUAUUGAAAACGAAUCAACUUAUUUUGUUGGUGAUAGAAUUAAUGACUUUAGAGGUAUUUUGAAAUUAAAACAUCCAAUGGAUCAUGGUAUUGUUUCAGAUUGGGGUGAUAUGGAAAGAGUUUGGAGCUAUACUUAUGAUUUAUUAAAAAUUCAAUCAUCUGAACAUCCAGUUUUAUUAACUGAUGUACCACACAAUCCAAAAUUACAUAGAGAAAGAGCAGCACAAUCAUUUUUUGAAACUUAUAAUGCACCAGCAAUUUAUUUUUCAAUUCCAGCAGUUUUAAGUUUAUAUGCAAGUGGUAGAACUACAGGUAUUGUUUUAGAUUCUGGUGAUGGUGUCACCCAUACAGUACCAGUUUUCGAAGGUUUUGCUUUACCACAUGCUAUCACUCGUAUUGAUAUUGCUGGUAGAGAUAUUACAGAGUAUUUACAAUUCUUAUUAAGAAGAUCAGGAUAUAAUUUCAAAACUUCAGCUGAAAAAGAAUUAGUUAGAUCAAUUAAAGAAAAAACAUGUUAUGUUGCACAUGAUCCACAAAAAGAAGAGGAAUUAUUAGAACCAGAUUCAUCAUCAUCUAAACCAGUUCAACCACAAUACACCCUCCCAGAUGGAAAUGUAAUCGAAUUAGGCGCUGAACGUUUCCGUGCUCCAGAAAUUUUAUUCCAUCCAGAUAUCAUUGGUGAUGAAUCAUUGGGUAUUCAUCAAUGUUUAGAUAUGUCAAUUAGAAAAAGUGAUAUCGAUCUUAGAAAAACUUUUUAUUCAAAUAUUAUUUUAGGUGGUGGUUCAACUUUAUUCCAAGGUUUUGGUGAUCGUUUAUUAAACGAAGUUAAAAGAUUAGCUCCAAAAGAUAUUAAAAUUAAAAUUACUGCCCCACCAGAACGUAAAUAUUCUGCAUGGAUGGGUGGUUCCAUUUUAGCUUCAUUAUCCACAUUCAAAGACUUGUAUGUCACUGCUCAAGAAUAUGACGAAGAAGGUGCCAAUGUCUUACACAGAAAGAUUUUAUAA